Scylla paramamosain (green mud crab) is the source of this 4922-nucleotide messenger RNA. RefSeq names its product WD repeat-containing protein 89-like. The coding region runs from base 235 to 1344 and encodes 369 amino acids. The record is from RefSeq and is a predicted model, not a curated record. Lineage: Eukaryota; Metazoa; Arthropoda; Malacostraca; Decapoda; Portunidae. The transcript has 2 exons. Gene Ontology annotation, molecular function: protein binding.
GAGAGAGAGAGCAGCAGAGGUGACUCCGUAAGAGAGACGCAAACAUUCCCACGUGUGGAUGGGAGAGGAGGGGAGUGGUUAAGGUGGCAAUGGGAAUAUCGGAGGCUCCUGCUCAUUCCACCCUUUGCUCUUCGUGUGUAUCGCAGUAACAACGUCCGGGGAAGGAAUAUACACUGCUUCCCAUUAUUGAAAGAGGGAAGAUUGCCUCCUCUGAAGUUGUAAUAAUAAUCCAGAAUGAAAAUGGCUACCCCUUUCUCCAAGGAGUACAAAGCAGUGACAAGCCUCCAUGUCUCUGAUGGGGACUACUGCCUUGAGCUUGCCCAUGCCAAUGAAUGGAGGACCCUGGCUGUGUCUUCCUCUGAUAAGCUGGUGUCAUUAAUGGAAACAGAAACUUUGACAAAGACACUGACCUUGGAGCCACACUUGGAAACCAUCACUGGCAUCAAGUUCUCCCGGAGUGACAGUAACAUUUUAUGGACUAGCAGUGUUGACGGCUCCAUCAAAAUGUGGGACCUGCAAUCCGGCCAGUGUGAGAAGGAACUUCAGGGAAAAACUGAGACUUCUCUAGUGUCUAAACCCAUAAGCUGUUUUGAUAUUUCUAACAAUGAAAGAAUCCUUUGUGGAGGUACAGAACUGGUGGAACAGGGUGCUUUCAUACUGUUUUGGGACAUUCGUGGAAAGGAGGUUCUCGGGAGCUAUUUUGAGUCUGCUACGGAUGACAUCUCGCAAGUUGUUUUCAACCCACAUCAGGAGGAUAUUCUUGCUGCAGCCUCUACUGAUGGAUUAAUCAAUAUAUUUGACAUAUCACAAAACUCUGAGAGUGAUGCUCUCACUUAUAGUUUGAAUACAGAGGUAGUUGUGUCAAAAUUAUGUUGGCAAAGUCAUGGGAGUAAGUUUGAGAGGCUGGCAGCAACCACAGAUGUGGAGACUUUCCAGUACUGGGACAUUCGAGAAGCUGCACCACUGCAUAGCUUCACCAGAGAGGAAAUAGCAGGUGCCAUGAAGUGCCAGACACCAGAUGAAAGCUAUAUUGUGUCUGCAAUGGCAUUUAAUCAUAGUGAUGAUCCAGUUAUCUUAGCUGGGUUCCACACUGAGUCAGAGGGUGACUCACUGCGAAGUUUAAGGCUUGACCUUUCUUCUGGGCAAUUGAGACCACAUGGGAAUUUUGUGGCCCGACAACCACUGCUCAUGACACGCACAUCCUUGUACCAGCCACAGACAGACACUUUCUUCACUGGAGGGGAGUGUGGGGUGGUCAGGCUGUGGUGCCCUGAACUGCAGGCAACCACAGUGAAAGAACAUUUGACUAAAAAGACGAAGAAACACAGAAGUAAACCUUACUAGCCUUAGUGUGAAUGUUUGUUAUGGUGUCUAUUUUUUCAUGAAUGUUGAUUUUACAUAUCCAAAAAUAUUAAAGGACCUUCAAGUUCAUAAAAAUAUUCAUAUUUGAUCAUUAUUAUAACAUCUUGUUGCCUGAUACAAAUAAACUAUUCUAUGUAUUUUCACAUAUUAUCUUGCCUUACUGUCAAUAGUGAAAAGAAUUAAAAAAAAAACUGUGCCACAUUGUAUUUAGAUUUGAAUUAGGAGUACAUAAUCAAUAUAUAAAUAAUAAAUGCAAAUCCAAGGUCCUUCAUUAGGAGGCACCAUCCUAGCUGUGAUAGAUUAGGGAAACUGGACUUAAAAACUGGAAAAAAAAAAAAAAGCCUUAACCAAGGAACUCGAAGAUUUUUCAGUCACCCACCUUGUCAGGGUGCGAAUGCCAUUCCCUGCUAAAUAAUGUAUCGUGGAAAACACUGACUUGCUGGAGCUAUAUUGUGCUGGAGCAGUUAAAGAAGUAUCACAUGAAGUAUGGUUGUGUCAGCACUGCAUGCUAUGAACUGUUAUGACUGUUGUCCAGAAUGGCUAAAGUUAUUAAAUUCCUCUAAAUAUCUACAUGAAAAGUCCAUCUUUCUCUGACCUUGAAGACCCUGUCCAAGAAACAACAAUUUAAUGGAAAAGAAAACAAUCCUGAAUCAAUAGAUUUCACUUUAAUUUCACUAAAUUUUUUUCAAAGUACAAAGUCUUUUGUUGUAUGCUUUCAUUAACAAACUGGAUACAUGUACAAGCUACUUGUCUGUGAAAAAUAUUCCCCUGUUAGAAAGCCUGCAAAUAGUUAUCAAACUCAGUUUCUGUGGCAUAAAUAGAUGUGGAGGAGGAACAGUCACAGGCCCUUUGGAAAAGCAAAGGGCCAUCCAUGACUGUGACAGGAGCCACAUUUACAUGCAGAUAUAUGUUUGAUGCGAAGCAGUUGGUCAUGUGAGAUACCCGUGCAUACAUACUCUUCUCAAGACAAAAUAACAAGGUGAGUUGUGAUACCAGUCUCUCCAGUAUAGUACUAGUGCUCAUUAUGGCUAAUGGUUAUGCAGAUUAAAUUCAUAGCUCAACCAUGUCCCUUUCCACACUGUGAUCAUCAAUCAAAUAUAUUGUUAUCCACACAAUCAGUAAUAAAAUCAUGCACUGGAAAAAAAUGGGAAGAUAUAUUCACAUAUAAAACUUAUCACAUGCACCAGAAUUUCGGGUGGCUUUUCUUCAUUCGAGCAUACAAUAGUAAGGAACAAUGAAGCUUGCAAUGUCUGCAUGAAAGUGACAUACACUGCAGUCACAGUGUACAGGUAGGGACACAAAAUGACACCUGCUGGUGCCAGCAGCCAUAAGGGUAUAAUUCCUUGUGAGAAGGUUAGACAAAAUACUAUGACUUAAGCUUAUUUCAGUAUUUAGCACAAGAAUAUUUAUUAAAACUCAAAAUCAGUUUAAGAAAUUUUAACUAAUGAUAAGCAGGGACUUCCUAAUGAAAAUUCUGCUUGUUGCAACAUGAACCUUGUACAAUAGACAACAUACACUUUAAACAUGAUGCCAUGGCUAUGUUUUCCAGUGCUAAACACAUGCUUCAACACAGCUGUAAUGUAUGUAGACUUCCUAUUAGGCAAUGCCUACACCACAAGAAACUGACAAUGGCCAUUGACCACAAGCUUGAAUCUCUCAAGACUGUGGGAUUAGUCAGUGCUGCAAGUAAACAGAAUACGGAGGAAAUCAUGUUUGUGUGAUGUAGACAUCUGAAGAUGGUGUUUGUGAUAAAUUUUGUAUUGCAAGUAUUCUAAAGCUGGGUGGUGUCCUGGGUAGACAUAUAAUGGUGUAAAUUAUGUCUGUCUACCUUGUCUAUAUUCUAAGAAGAUUACUGAAUGAGUGCCAAGACAACAUUCACAUAUCAUCUACACAAGGAAAAAAAUAUUUUCAUGUUUUCUUAAUAAAAACAAAAUGAAAAUAUGUACAAAAUGAAAAUAUGUACAUUUAUCAUGAGAAUCUAUACCAAUUAUCUUGCAUGUGAAUUUAGUAUGUUAUACUAAAUUAAUAGGGACAAUUUUGCAAUAAGAUGAAAUGUUAUACAAAGGGUUGUGUCAUAUUCUCAAAACUAAUGGGUCUGCUAAUACUAGCACAGAUUUUAUAUUUACUCAACCACAAUCUCAAAGAUACAAAAUAUCAGUCAAACUGACUUGCAAGUCUUGAUCUCCAACUACAGAUAGCAGCUAGAGUUAUAACAGAUUCUACCACUUUUAGAAUUAGGUAGAAUUUCUGUACAGCACCAAGCAAAGAAAAGGCAAGUGAGACAAGUAAUGUACAACUUGUACACUGCUGAAAUGAGCUCCUAUCUGUAGAAGAGGAAUGCAUGCAAUCAACAAACUAAUUUCAACCCUCCAGCCAGAAAAGACUGCAUACAUGUGAGGAUGCAAGUAAUGAAACUAUUCAUGAGCAUGGUGAUUGGUACAUAAAAGACUACAGUAGUAACUGAUAAUGCAAAUCAAUGAAAAUAAAAUGUUGCAGAUGAGAUGAAUGUGUGAUCCAUGCACACAAGUGCUUUAUGUAUUUCAACUGGUAUUAAUGCAAGGAAGCUAAAGCAAAUACCAAUAGCUUCAAGGAACUGCAUAUUUGUGAUGGGAAAAUAACUGUUUAUGGAAGGCAGAAAACAGAAAUCUUACAUAUGAUUAUGAAGGGAGCUAGGUAUGUAAUAUAUAAAAAUGGCAUUGAGAAAUAAGUAGUAUUACAAGGAAAGUAUCAAUAUUAGGGUGACUUGAUUAUUCAUUAUUUCUUGCUGCUAAAGAAUUUGAUUGUGCAUGCCUGUGCAAGAACAGCCCUGGUGGAUGGUGGCCUCCAUACCAUUUCACAGGCAAGUGGAAGAGCAUGCCUACUCCUGACACAACAGGGUGUAAUGGUGCAACUUUUGAGAUAUAUUAGUGAUUAUAUUGUAUUUCUGUUCUAUGUAUUGCUAUGCUUAAUCUCCUGCAGUGUUGUAAGGUGGUCCAUGAGACUGUCCCUUCCUACCAGGGACAACAGGGAUAAGAGUGUGAAUGUGUGGGAUUGCUGCCCUGGUAUAUAGGUAGAUAGAUGGAUAUAUUGAACCAAAUUACAUUGAGACUAGAAUGUCAGGGAUGCUCAUAGUUCUGUCAUCUUCAAUAAGACUGCAACUAUUCUAUUCAUAGUAUAAGUUGGGGUCGGAGUUAGUCGGUCAAUCCUAAGUUAUCAAGUUCCCCAAAGUUUACAGAAAUAUACCCACAAAGGAAUAAAUCCAUCAUGCUCUGCACAGCCUUCCUUUCUCCAUGCCAUACUUCAUAAACUCCUGAUGUUCCUUCCUUGUAUAUUCUAUGUAGUCCUCUCAUUUUUCUAUCAUUCCUUUUUCUCAUGUAUCCCUACCUGGUCCCCCUAUUUCAUGGCAAGUCCUCCUUUACCACACUCAUAAAUACUUCACUAGUCAUUUAACCUUCUGCCAUUCUAUCCAGGUGGUUGAGCCACCUUUUAAUUGUCUGCAUCUAUAAUAAUCUACAACACAAUGUCAUGAGGAGAAUAUCAAUGGAAUAAAUAAAUGGUAAUGAAGUAUUAAGCAUGUUAUA